AUGGCGGCUAUCGGAGGCAUUGUUUCGUUAGUACCUUUCCGGUGGCCUCUCCCCGCGGCUGGUGAUAACCGCGCACGCGUGUGCGUGUCUGUCGCAGGCCAAACGGUCCCCUUCUCGACAACCAGUCCACAGCAGCAAGUGUGGCAUGACCCGGGUCACGCAACACUGGCCUUGCUCGCCCAAAACCAAAAUCCCUAUACAGCUGCAACUGCGUAUGUGGUUCGACCGAUCAUUUCGUCAGCGAUACACGGGGCCGGCAAUGCCGUCCGUGGUGCAGUCAACCGUGUCAGCAACGCCUUGGGUGCUGCGUCAGCCGCUUCAGCGAUGGCAGCUCCGUAUGGGUACUAUCUUGGUGAACAGGCAGCAUCCGCUUCUGCCUAUCCACUGGUACCCGCCGUUUACUCAGGGAUUCCUGACGGUUCCGCACAACGGUUUCCUCAACAAGGCACGGGAAACGAAUACUAUCUGCACGGAAUGGGCCAUUCGUACGGCGCAUCCGCCCCCCCGCCUUACGGCCACGGUGGGUACACGAAUCCCUACCCGGUUUACACAGCUCCGUCGCUUCUUACCGAAGUUGCGAACCAUGCAGCUGGCGGCGUGGCAAGCGUUGCUGGCUUGGCUACGAACGCAGUCCGGUCGGUUACGGGAAUGGCGUCUCAGGCCACUCAGAUGGCCACACAGGGGAUUGCAACGGGGCUUCAGACGCGCCCGCAAAUUCCGUGGAAUGAAGCUCUCUCAAUCGCUGAGAAAUUCGUGGUUCCUAGCAUUGAAGCCAUUGCGAAAGCUGCGCCCUCAAUCGCAGCGAGAUCGCCCGGCGAGGGACCAGAAGAGCAGGGGCUGAAGCGGCUCAGACGCGGAGACAAGGGACAAGAAACAUCUCCACCGGAUCCAAAUGCUCCUCCUCCAGGGUCUGUACCCGAGAAACGGCCUCGGCUCUACGUGUCUCAGGUCGGGAAUGCUGCAGUCGUCAACUAG
Molecule: messenger RNA, 975 nt
Organism: Neospora caninum
Lineage: Eukaryota; Apicomplexa; Conoidasida; Eucoccidiorida; Sarcocystidae
Exons: 3
Coding region: 1-975 (324 amino acids)
Source: RefSeq, a predicted model, not a curated record